Hemisphaericaspora subhashii is the source of this 3678-nucleotide messenger RNA. RefSeq names its product U2 snRNP complex subunit. Gene Ontology annotation, cellular component: U2 snRNP; nucleus. The coding region runs from base 1 to 3678 and encodes 1225 amino acids. NCBI's taxonomy places the organism in Eukaryota, Fungi, Ascomycota, Pichiomycetes, Serinales, Debaryomycetaceae. The transcript has a single exon. Gene Ontology annotation, molecular function: U2 snRNA binding; protein binding. The record is from RefSeq and is a predicted model, not a curated record. Gene Ontology annotation, biological process: mRNA splicing, via spliceosome.
AUGAUAGUAAGUAAUACUAACAACACUGGUAACAAUGACUCAAUAUACUUAUACAACUUAACAUUAAGACAGCCAUCUCAUUACAUCAAUUCUUUAAUUGGCCAAUUCUUUGGAUUGAAGAAAUCACAAGAAUUGAUUGUUGCUUCAUCAACUCAUUUACAAUUAUUCAUCCCCAAUGGAGAAACAGGCAAGUUAGAACUUCAACUAUCACAACAAUUGUUUGGUGUCAUUAAUCAAAUAGAUAAGAUCCAAUUAUCAUCUUCAUCAUCACAAGAUACAGUAAAGGAUGGGAUUGUUAUCACUAGUGAUUCUGGUAAUUUGACAAUUAUGGAAUAUAAUAAACCAAAGAAUAAAUUCAUCCCCAUUAUUCAAGAACCAAUUGCCAAGAAUGGUUGGGGGAGAACGUAUCCCGGAGAAUUCCUUGCUAUUGAUCCUUCAAAUAGAUGUAUUCUAGUAGGUGCAAUUGAAAGAAAUAAAUUAGUAUUUAGAAUACAAAAGAAACAACAAGAUUUGGAAAUAAGUAGUCCAUUGGAAGCACAUUCAAAACAACAAUUAUGUUUAUAUGUGGUCGCAUUAGCUACCGAAUUUGAGAAUCCACAAUUUGGAGCUAUUGAGGUGAAUGAGAAUAAUGAUGUGAUUGUGAAUUAUUAUGAAUUUGAUCUUGGAUUGAAUCAUAUUAUUAAAAAAGUCCCCACGAAUUCAGAAGCACUUCCCCAAGAUAUGAAUCAUUUAAUUGCAUUGCCGGAAAAUAUAGGUGGGAUGUUGAUAUGUGGGAAAAAUUGGAUGGUUUAUGAUAAAUUGGGUUCUGAUAGAUUAUAUCUCCCAUUACCAAGACGAAGUCAGGGACAAGAUUCAAUAAUUGUGAAUUCGGUAAUACAUAAAUUGAAAAAGGAUAAGUUUUUCAUAUUGAUGCAAAACUCAUUGGGUGAUUUGUUUAAAGUUGUGGUAGAUUAUAAUAAAGAUAAAGAAAUUAUUAAUGAUAUUAUAAUAACUUAUUUUGAUACAAUUCCACCUUCGAUAAGUUUAAAUAUUUUCAAAAGUGGGUUCUUAUUCGCUAAUGUAUUGAACAAUGAUAAAUUAUUCUACCAAUUUGAAAAAUUGGGAGAUGACGAUGAUGAUCAAAUGAAAGUCAAGUCUUCAGAGUACCCAACUUUUGAAUCUGUUACAACCUGUUCUCCGCCACACUUCACCUUGCGAGCAUUAGAUAAUUUGGCAUUGAUAGAUAUCUUGGAUUCAUUAUCUCCAAUAACAGAUGCAAAAUUGAUUGAGAAAAAGCAUCAGGACAAACAACUAGUUACAUUAUCAUCUCAUUCUUAUAUUAAAACAAUUUUGCAUGGGAUACAAACUUCAACAAUCGUCGAAUCUCCAUUACCAUUUGUACCUACCGAUAUAUUCACUACAAAAUUAUCCCAAAAUUCAACUAACGACGAAUACUUAGUCAUAUCUUCUUCCCUAUCUUCCAAAACUCUUGUGCUUUCAAUUGGGGAAGUAGUAGAACAAGUGGAGGAUUCAAAAUUCAUAACCAACGAACUGACAAUCGCUGUACAACAACUAGGUAAAUCAUCGGUAGCACAAAUAUAUACCAAUGGGAUCCGACACAUUCGUCAUCUCCCCGAAAAGACACCCACCACCACCGAUUGGUUCCCACCGGCGGGUAUAUCAAUCCUCAAAGCCAGCACCAAUAAUCAACAAGUCAUAAUCGGCCUUUCGAAUUCCGAAAUUAUAUAUUUCGAAAUCGACCCCCUGGAUGAUCAAUUAAUAGAAUAUCAAGAUCGAAUCGAACUAUCAUCCCCUAUAACCUCCCUCGCCAUCCUUCCUGACCAACGAAGUUCAUUCGCGGUGAUUGGAUGUGCCGAUGAGACAAUACAAGUGAUAUCCCUCCAUUCUCACUCCUGUCUAGAAAUGAAAUCAAUGCAAGCAUUAUCAUCAACCAGUUCCUCCGUGGUCAUGUUGAACAACAAAAAGGGGAGUAUUUUGGUUCAUAUCGGGAUGGAAAAUGGAGUAUAUGUUCGGACUAAAUUAGAUCCCAUCUCGGGGAAAUUAUCCGACCUGAGGAUAAAAUAUCUCGGAUCAAGACCAGUCAUGCUCACGCCGAUACAAUUAACGGAGAAAUUGGGUGGGAUAUUGGCGAUUUCAUCUAAAGUUUGGAUAUCCUAUGCCUAUGGGGAUAUGGAUAAGAUAACCCCGUUAUUGGAUAUUGAAAUAUCGUGUGGAUCGUCGUUUGUGUCGGAAGAUAUUGGAGGAGAAGGGAUUGUUGGGAUUAGGGAUAAUAAUUUGAUUAUUUUCACGGUGGGGGGAGGUGGGAAUGAGGAAGAUAGUGGUGAUGGGUUUGAUCCGAGUCAGGAUAUGAGUGUUGAGAAGUUGAAGUUGAGAUAUGCCGCGAGGAAGAUUGUAUGUAUUGAGGGAGUUAUGUAUGUUGUUGAAUCGGAAUAUGGGGUGAAGGGUCCAUAUCUGAAAACAAAUUUGACUGAAAGUGUGGAGAAGAAGAAGAAGAAUGAUAAUGAUGGGGAAGAGGUUGAUCAAGAUUAUUUUGAUGCGUUUGGAUAUGAGCGGAGCGAAGGGUCUUGGGCAUCUUGUAUUCAAGUAAUUGAGAAUGAUGAAGUGAUACAAACUAUAGAAUUGGCAGAAUUUGAAGCUGCUAUAUCUAUGACAAACGUUACUUUCAAGAAUAGUAGUAAUCAAAAUUAUUUAAUUAUAGGUAUAACCACCCAUCAGAAAUUCUUACCGAACUCGCAUGACAAGUCUUACUUGUAUACAUUCAAGAUAAACAACAAGAAAAAGGACAAACAUCUACAAUUCCUCCAUAAGACCGAUCUAGACUUCAUCCCCACCGUCCUCCUCCCAUUCAACGACAAACUCCUAAUUGGAUCCAAUAAUCAUCUCCGUCUCUAUGAUCUCGGCCAAAAACAGCUCUUGAGAAAAUCAUCAACCCAAAUCGACUACCUAUCAAACAUAAUCAAACUUGAACAUCUCGGCAAUGAUCGAAUAAUUAUCGGAGACUCACAUACAAGUGCCUUCACUAUAGCGAAAUUUGACAACGGUGAAAAUCGAUUUAUCCCAUUUGUCGAUGAUAUUAUGAAACGACAACUCACGGCCAUGUGUUCAUUGGAUUACGAUACCGUGAUAGGUGGAGAUAAAUUUGGGAAUAUUUUCAUAUCUAGACUUGAUGGAGAUAUUUCUCGACAAUCGGAUGAUGAUUGGACAUUAUUGAAGAAUAUGGAUCCGAGUUUGAAUAGCGCUAGUUUCAAAUUAAAGAAUCUUGCUGAGUUUUAUGUCCAUGAUGUUCCGGUAGCAUUCCAACGGGGGUCAUUUAAUGUUGGUGGUCAGGAAUGUGUGGUGUAUUGUGGAUUGAUGGGGACUGUGGGGGUUCUUGUUCCACUUGUGUCAAAACUGGAGGUGGAAUUGUUGGAGAAGUUAGAAUUGGCGAUGCGGAAGGUGUUUGAUUAUAAUUUUGAUGAUUUUGAUAAAGAAAAUAUGGAAUAUAAUGCAUUGGGUAAAGAUCAUUUGAAGUUUAGGAGUUAUUAUAAUCCAGUUAGGAAUGUGAUUGAUGGAGAUUUGUUGGAGAGGUAUUUAGAAUUAUCUCCUGGGAUUAAGAUUAAGUUAGCAAGAGAAUUAUCAAGGGCUCCUAAUGAAAUUGAAAAGAAACUUAUAGAUAUUAGAAAUAGAUCAGCUUUCUAG